GGCGGCAGCGGCGCCGGCGCGGCCAAGGAGGAGGAGGAGGCGGCAGCGGAGGAGGAGAGGGAGGAGGCAGAGGAGGAGGAGGAGCGGCGGCGGGGACUGGUGUGGGGAUGGCGGAGAUACCGCCCGGGCCUAGCAGCCUCCUCCCUCCGCCGCCACCGCCACCGGCCGCGGCAGAGCCCUGCUGCCCCUUCUCCGCGGGGGCCGUCCCGAUCUGCUGCAGCGAGGACGAAGAGGACGACGAGGAGCAUCGAAGAGGAGGAGAGGGAGGCAGCGGCAGCGUUAGGGGCCGGGGCCGGAGCCCGUCCAGCGAGGCGGCUGCCUCCAAGGGGCAUCAGCGUCUCCAUUGCCCGAAGACACCGGCGUCGUCGCUGCCUCCGCCAGCACAGCAGCCGCAGGAGCAGCAGCAACUCAAUGGGUUGAUCAGCCCCGAGUUGAGACACCUUCGAGCAGCCGCCUCCCUUAAGAGCAAGAUCGUGGGCGCAGCCGACACGAUUUCGGGCCCCGCCGCCGACGGGAAUCAGAGAGCGAUUGCAACCAAAAGAUCUGGGCAGCCCCCCAAUGAGAGACCCCCUCACACUCUCCCUAAUAAUGCAAGAACUGCGCCCCCAAACCCUGCAGCACCGGCGGCGGCUGUAACAGCAGCAGCAAGCGGCCUGGCGUCGGCCCGCAAUGGACUGGCUGGAGGGACUGAGCAGGAGGAGGAGGAGGAAGAUGAAUCGCUGCUGCUGCUCUCCUCGUCCCUGACAGCUGUCUGCAGCUUAACAACCUCCUCUGACAGGGAGGCAGAACCUGAGGAGGAUCGGACGAUACGAUAUGUCCGAUAUGAAUCCGAGCUACAAAUGCCCGAUAUCAUGAGACUGAUCACCAAAGAUCUGUCUGAACCCUACUCCAUUUAUACCUAUAGAUAUUUUAUCCACAACUGGCCACAGCUAUGCUUCUUGGCCGUGGUAGGGGAAGAGUGUGUAGGUGCCAUCGUUUGCAAGUUGGAUAUGCACAAAAAGAUGUUCCGCAGAGGUUAUAUAGCCAUGUUAGCAGUGGAUUCCAAAUACAGGAGAAAUGGCAUUGGUACUAACUUGGUUAAGAAAGCUAUUUAUGCCAUGGUUGAAGGAGACUGUGAUGAGGUUGUCUUGGAAACCGAAAUUACAAAUAAAUCUGCUUUGAAACUUUAUGAAAAUCUUGGUUUUGUGCGAGAUAAAAGGCUGUUCAGAUACUAUUUAAAUGGAGUUGAUGCACUGCGUCUUAAACUAUGGCUGCGUUAAAAGAAACUAUCACAUGAAGGAACAACUUCCAACAGCGCACAGUCGGCCUUUGCAUGCAAUGCAAUUUGUACAGAAUUGCUUUGCAGGUGGAUUUCAUAAUUUCCAUGCAGCUCUUACCUGUCAGUGUCUCAUUGAGUGUCGCACAUAUUUGUUGCACUAUGGCAUGGCACAUUUGUUCUGAAUUAAAAGAUUGUUUCAAACUUCGAGUUUUUUUGGUACCAGCAAGAUGUGCCAGUUGCUAGCCAAGAUUGUUUGUUCAUUUGCAAGUCUACUGACAACAUUAUAUACACAGUGAACAUUUUAUCACAGAACCUGUAUGUGGAACAUAAUUUUUGUUCCUGAAAAAAGCCAAUUUAGAUUGUAAAAUUCUCUAAGUAUACUAACAUUUCAUACAAAACUUGCCAUAGUUUUCUGGGGAGGGGGGGAAAGCUUCAAUUUUAGGUUUUAUUUUUCAAUAUUGAAUUUUCCAUUUUUGAAUAUUGGUACCUCAGUGAUUAGUGAAUGAAAAAAGUGUAUUGUAGGGUGGGGUGUGUGUUACAACAAGUAACAGUAACAAUUAAAUUGCGUCUCCCAGUGCCUGUAUAAAUAAGUAUAUUUGUCUUCAUCUCUAAUUUUUUAGUGCAUGCUUUCUUUUUAUUUCCUUUUAAAAUGUCUUUGCAAGAAAACUGCUUUUAUUUAAAUUCUGAAUUUGAUAAUAAAUUAUUUCAGAUUUUAUAAUUUGGAUACUUUUCCCAGGCAAGAGACAGAGCUAUUCUUAUACAUCAAAAAAUAGAAGCUGUUUGGAAAAUUCUCUAGUAGUUGCUUUAAAAAAAAAAAAAGGGUGAAGGGUGGGGUGGGAGGGGGAGGUGUAGGUGAAGGGUUGGGAACUUGAAGGCUCCAGUACAUUGCUGGGUUUGGAUGCACUUUUUCUUUUUGAUAGGGAUUUUUGGACAGGAAUAGAAAAUUAAUGUAAAUGGGUAUGAUUUUAUUUAAUCAAAAUUAUUGCUAUUAGCUGUGAAAAACAGCUUUUAUAAAGCAGUUGGAACUUUUUUUUCACUUGAUUUGGAUUCAGAUUGCUUCAGUGUUCUAAAAUGCUUUGAUUUUCAGUUCUUGGUCUUGGAAAUAAAUUUCAAGGUGUAGUUUAUAUCAGCUGCUUUUUUCCCCCUCUAAACUAUGUGAGCAAGUUCUAGGGGAGAAUGUUUCUAUUCUUCCCCUCCCCCUCCAAAAAAAAGGGAGAAGAGUAUACAUUUUUUUUUUAACAAGUUACUUGGGUUUUGUCAAAAAAAAAAAAAAAACCAUCAAUCAUGGUGAUUGAUCACCAUGUGAUCCACCAAUCAUCAUUGGUUACGUUGUAUUUCGCUAACUUGUCAAUUGGCAUGAUAUAACAGCUUGUUAAAAUAAAUUUGUUUUUCAAUUUUAGGAAUAAACUAAUGUUGGUUUAUUCCUAUAACUGGAAAACCCAAGUAUCCUUGGAAAGGGAUGCUCUCAUUGAAGAAUGUUCUGUAGAAAACAUACUUUUUUCAAAAUUCAGAUUUGCCUUACUAUAUUUGUACUGUUAGGAUUUGGUUUUAAUUUAAUUUUUUUCUUAUCACUAUAAUUACUGUACAUUAAAAAAAAACCCUACCUCCAUUAAUAUUUGAAAAAGUUCCACUUUCAGGAAAAAACUAAUUUUUUUUAAAGGAAAGUUACUCUUUGCUCAGUAGAGUGUAUUUGAAGGGAAUAAGCACUUUCAAAUGAAAAUUUCAAUUUAUAUAAAUAUAUAUGGUGAAAAAAAUUCUGGUGGGAUCAUUUGUGUUGGUUUUAAAGAGAUUUUGUUAAAAGUGUUCAGUCCUAUUAGGCUUUAUACACAGAACAAUAAGUACAUUAAAAAAAAUAGGAUUGGUGUUGGUGAAUCCAUAUAACACUGAGGGUGACAACCUUUAGAGCAGACGGUUUUUUUAAAGCUAGUCAGUUUUCUUUUAAAUUCUGGCAUUUGAUGAUAAGAGUACCAAUCAUAGUGGUACUUUGUAUGCUUUAAGGGAAGUUGAACUGAAACAAUAGAUUGAUUGCACAAAAGUCCUUAAACAUAGUUUAGUUGAUGGUUCAGAGGUGAAUGCUGUAAUAAGCUAAUGAAUACUCAGUGUGAUUAGACCAGUCACACACAGUUGUAAAGAAGGCAAGAUGUUAUACACAAAUCAGACUAGCAUUGCCUUGUCAGACCAGUAAAAUAACGAAUAUAAAUAUUUUUUCCUUUCAGAUUGACCAGUUUCACUGAAUUGACUGAAUUGAUUGUUGGUAUUUUGUAGACAAAGCCUUAAUUAAAUGACUGGGUUAGAAAGUCACAUGAUUAUACAAUUAUUUAACCUAUUCCAUACAUGUUACACUUUUUUUACUGGACAGAAAAAUUAUUUUGCCCAAUUGAAACUAUUGAACCAUAACAACCCACUAUCAAAAAUUGAUUAGCAUUUAAAAUGAAAUUUUUAAAAAUAAAUUAAUAUUUCCCCCAUGAUUUUUUAAUAUUAGAUAUCCAUCAUUUUAAGGCACUGGACUUAAAUUUGAAUGUAAUUAUAGUAUCAUUAAGUUUGUAAAUAACAUUGAAAACCACAUAGCUAAAACUGAGCAAAAUGGGUACAACUUUCUUUUAAAAGAGUGUUGCCUAUUAAAAGAUUGAUAGUUUGACAGUCUAUACUUAAUGUAGUUUCAUCACGGACUAUAAAGAAGCUGUACAUAUUAGUAUUAAAGAAGCUAGUGGGUAUGUACUUAAUGUGAGAUCUAAUCAUCUUGCAUUACAUACUCAUAAGGUCCCAAUUCAGAAAACAUUGCAGUAGUAUUUCAGGUUAAAACUAGCAACAACAAAUUGUUAAUUUGCUUUUUAAAAUUUUGUUUAAGGAUUUCCCUCUUUUUUUUUCUCCCCAACAAUCUCCCCAUUUGCUUGACAGGUCUACACAAAGGAGUUUGUCUUUGUCACUUAGGUUUUAACUUAGCACUGUAUGCUGGCAUUGGCUUGAUGUGUAAGUCUGGAUAUGUGUAUCACAGUGCUCCCAAAUCAUGAAAUUCCUCAUUUUCCAGUAGUGGAGACAUAAUCUAAUUGGCAUAGUGCAUCAAAAUUAUUUUUCAUUGCACCAUGACAUCAGUACAAUUGAGUGCUAUAAUGUUACAGGGCUGUCAGGUUUGUAAAAACAUAACCAUAAAUUACAUUGGAGUUGGAUAUGAGUGGGGUAUCUAUAAAAUAUCACGUGUAUUUCAAAAAUAUUGAACUGCUGUUUGAUUAUAAUGCUGCAUUAUUUUCUUCUGUUCCUUAUCCUUUGGAGAAAGGGAUUAUAAUGAAGUUUGAAAUGUGCAAGCUGUCUAAACAAGAUGCAGUCAAAUAAAACAUGGUUAAGUUGUGUUUGCAUUUUUCUUUUAAA
This is a messenger RNA of Antechinus flavipes (yellow-footed antechinus), 4624 nucleotides long. RefSeq names its product N-alpha-acetyltransferase 30, NatC catalytic subunit (gene NAA30). The record is from RefSeq and is a predicted model, not a curated record. Lineage: Eukaryota; Metazoa; Chordata; Mammalia; Dasyuromorphia; Dasyuridae. Gene Ontology annotation, biological process: N-terminal peptidyl-methionine acetylation. Bases 108 to 1259 code for a protein of 383 amino acids. The transcript has 5 exons. Gene Ontology annotation, cellular component: NatC complex. Gene Ontology annotation, molecular function: protein-N-terminal amino-acid acetyltransferase activity.